AUGACCGUCUCCAUCGUGGGAGUUGAAGACGUUCGAGUGUCUAUAGAUCUAGCCUUGGACGAACUGCAUGGAUCACUGCGCAAGGUCAAUCACGAGAUUUGGUCAAAUCCCGAACUCGCUUUCAACGAACACCGCGCCCAUGAUACAAUCUGCGAUUUUCUUGAGAAGCAGGGCUUCGCCGUCACACGCCACGCCUAUGGCCUGGAUACUUCCUUUGAAGCAUUAAGUGGAUCUGGAGGGCGUCUAGUUAACUUCAAUGCGGAAUACGAUGCGCUUCCGGACAUCGGCCACGCAUGUGGUCACAACCUUAUCGCCACGAGCAGCAUCGCUGCUUUCUUAGCCCUGUCGUUUGCCUUGAAGAAACACGGCAUCCCUGGGCGAGCGCAGUUGCUGGGAACACCAGCAGAGGAAAACGGUGGCGGCAAGGCGGACCUGAUUAAUGCGGGGGCAUACAAGGGCGUGGAUAUUUCUCUCAUGGCUCAUGCUGGUCCUAAGAAAAUCUUUGCCGACCAAGGCGAAGCAGGAGGAAUUGCUGGCACCUUGAUGAAUGCCCGCAAGAAGAUCAUCUGCGAGUUCACCGGCAAGAGUGCCCACGCAGGGGGUAACCCAUGGGACGGCGUCAAUGCGCUCGACGCCUUGAUUUCCGCAUAUAAUAACGUGGCCGUACUGAGACAGCAAAUCCUGCCAGAGCAACGAAUCCACUGCGCAUUUGUCGAUACCCCCAAAGUGGCGAAUGUGAUCCCGGAAUACACCAAGGCUUACUGGCAGGUGCGCAGUCCUUCCCUCAAGGGUUUGAAUAGCUUGGUUUCCAAGGUGCGGAAUUGCAUUCAAGCUGGUGCCUUAGCGACAGGGUGCGAGAUCAAGAUCAAAGAAGAGGAACUCUACACGGAUGUACGGUUAAACGACACCCUCUGUGAGCGAUACCAAGUUCACAUGGGCGGAUACGGUCGCAAGGUCAUGAAGCGUCAUGAUAAGGUCCUCACAGCCUCGUCAGAUAUCGGCAAUGUGAGCUACGUCACCCCCACCUUACACACCAUGUUCGGAAUACCGACCCCGGAAAAUACAUUCCCGCAUCACCCUUCAUUUGCCGUGUCUGCGGGAACCGACGAGGCGCACACAGAGGCUGUCGUGGUUGGCAAGUCGCUGGCGCUCAUCGGGUGGGAGAUGCUCACGGACGAGACGCUGUUCGCGACCACGCGGCGGCAGUGGCAGGCGGAGAUCGAGCGGGAAGACUAG
Molecule: messenger RNA, 1236 nt
Organism: Penicillium argentinense
Lineage: Eukaryota; Fungi; Ascomycota; Eurotiomycetes; Eurotiales; Aspergillaceae
Product: M20 family metallopeptidase
Exons: 5
Coding region: 1-1236 (411 amino acids)
Molecular function (GO): dipeptidase activity
Source: RefSeq, a predicted model, not a curated record